This is a messenger RNA of Saccostrea cuccullata (small rock oyster), 615 nucleotides long. Its product is annotated as cysteine dioxygenase type 1-like. Gene Ontology annotation, molecular function: cysteine dioxygenase activity; ferrous iron binding. The record is from RefSeq and is a predicted model, not a curated record. NCBI's taxonomy places the organism in Eukaryota, Metazoa, Mollusca, Bivalvia, Ostreida, Ostreidae. Gene Ontology annotation, biological process: L-cysteine catabolic process. The transcript has 3 exons. The coding region runs from base 43 to 615 and encodes 190 amino acids.
GUCAGUCGGUAGUUCCAAUACUUGAACAAUUGGACAACGCAAAUGGGCCGCUACGAUCUUAAAGCUCUGCAGGAAGAUUUGAAAAAUGAACUGAAAAAUGGAAUAACAAAAGAUUCCGUGGAUAGGGUCAAACACCUAAUGUCUCAAUACAAGAGUUACCCCAAAGACUGGGAGGGGAAGGAAUUCUGGAGUGAUGAAAAAUACACAAGGACUUUGUUGGACAAAGGGAAUGGACUGUACAACCUUAUGAUACUGUGUUGGAACAAAAACCAGAAAAGCCCCAUACAUAAUCACGCCAACUCUCACUGCUUUAUGAAGACACUGAAGGGUGAGGUAUAUGAGGAGAUGUAUAAACAUCCGGAUGUGACGUCAUGUGGAUGUAAAAUGGAGAAGAUAGCGGAUAACGUAUACAAAGUCAACGAUGUAGCCCAUAUCACUGACGCAGACGGUCUUCAUCGCGUUGGAAACAGAAGUCACGUGGAAGGCGCAGUGACCCUUCACCUUUAUUUUCAACCCUUUUCUACCUGCCGUAAAUACGAGGACAACACGGGCAGAUACACAGAGGUGGCUAUGAAGUUUGACCAGUAUUUUAGCGACCAGUUUAGCUUUAUAUAA